AUGACUAGAUACAUACAAUCUCUUGAUUUUGAAUUAUGGGAUAGGAUUGUUGAUGGUCCUUACAUUCUAAUGAAAACUGUUAAUGAUGUUCAAGUACCUAAAGAAAAAAAGAAUAUGAUAAAGAAAAUAGAAGGCAAAUGUCUCUUAAUUGUAAAGCAAUGCAUGUCUUACAAUGUGCUUUUGGACAUAAAUCAGUCCAACAGGAUAUCUAUAUGCAAUUCAGCUAAAGAGAUUUGGGACAAACUUGAAAUAGGUCAUGAAGGAACAAGCCAAGUCAAGGAGUCCAAAAUUGACAUCCUUACCAUGAAGUAUGAGCUAUUCAAGAUGGAGCCUCAUGAAGACAUGAAAGGUAUGUUUACUCAUUUCCCUAUGAAGCAAGUUUGGAGGAAAGUCCUAUGGGCUUUACCUAGUCAAUGGGAAGCUAAAAGAACAGCCAUAAUAGAAGCCUUCAAAAACCAAGAGGGUCACAACCUUGAAGAGCUCAUGGUAUGCCUCUUAACCCAUGAACUUACUAUGAAGACAAGAGAGGAAAUGGAUAGUGCCACAUGCUCCAAAGGUAAGGUGAUUGUCCUGAAAUCACAAGAAGAAUACACAUCAAAUGAUGAAGAGGAUGAGGAUGAGGAGAUAACACUUCUCACUCGAAAGUUUAGAAGAAUAUUCAUCAAAAAGUAUGGCAACAAGAACUCAAACAAAAGGUAUAACUAUCACUCUCAAAAAGGUGAUCAAAACAUGCAAGAAAUUGUUUGUUAUGGAUGCAAUAAGGCUGGACACAUCAAAUCUGAAUGUCCAUAUGCAAAGAAAAAGAAAGAAGAAAAGAAAAAGAAGAAAGCUAUGCUGGCAAUAUGGGAUGAUAGUAGUGAUAAAUCAAAUACUGAUCAAGAGAAAGAUGAAAUCGCCAACCUAUGCCUCAUGGCCAAAGAGGAUAAUGAUGCUGAAGAAGAGGUAAGUGGUUCUAUCUCAUUUGAUGAUUUACUUAGCGCCUAUAAUGAUCUUGCAAGUGCCUUUAUUAAAAUAAAGAAGAGAAACAAACUAUUGAAAAAGGAUAAUGCUAGACAUAUGAAUGCUGUUGAAAUACACAAAGAAGAAAUAAAUAAAAUAGCUUACAAUGAUGAGCAUGAAAAAAUUAAGAAAGAAAAUGAAAAUCUGAAAGUUGAGAUAGAUGCUCUCAAGAAGACAUUCUCUAAAUGUUCAUAUAACAGUGAACAACUUGAGCAUGCCUUGGCAUGUAAAAAUGUGUAUUUGAUAAAGCUGAUCUUAGUUAUGAAAAAAUGA
Molecule: messenger RNA, 1272 nt
Organism: Phoenix dactylifera (date palm)
Lineage: Eukaryota; Viridiplantae; Streptophyta; Magnoliopsida; Arecales; Arecaceae
Source: RefSeq, a predicted model, not a curated record